This is a messenger RNA of Xyrichtys novacula (pearly razorfish), 12124 nucleotides long. The record is from the annotation of a GenBank genome assembly. NCBI's taxonomy places the organism in Eukaryota, Metazoa, Chordata, Actinopteri, Labriformes, Labridae.
AUGAAAGGUGAGUCCUGAAAUUAUUAUCCUAAUUAGAGUUGAUUAUGUUUAAAAGUAGAAUUUAAUAUUUAUAUAUAUUUAUUUUAAUUUUGCAGGGUUUGGCAUCUUCUCCAUCUGGAUGUUCAUCCACCUGUUGCUGCUGCACAGCUCAUCGUGUGCUGAUGACUCAGGAGUUGGUGAGAUUUCCUUUUUUUUCUCUCUACAUAGCAAAGUUGAAGUCCUUAUAGUCUAAUGGGAAAAAUACCUCUACCUAUGAUUAAAUAUUAUGAUGACUGUAUGCUCUAAAGGCACAUUGAAGACCUUUAUUUGAGGAUUUACUACUUGCAGCUCCUGUGAGGAGUUUUUAGCUGGUUAUGAGAGAGACUGAAAUGAAUACUGAUGCAUUAUUACGGCCCACAGAAGCAAAAAUCUCACAAUAGAGUGUAGCAGGGGAGCAGUUCUUGAAACAAAUGGUUGAAGAAAAAUCUGAUUCUUUUAAAAUGAUAAAAUACAGGGUGUCAAUACGUGGUGGAGUGAAAUGACAUCUGUCUGUCAAUAGUAUCAAAUCUCAGCGCACAGGACAAAUUUCAGAGUUGGAACUAGAUUUCAAGUUACCUCAUCAUUCAUUAUCUUACUCAAAGCUCCUGUGAGGAUCUUUUAGUUUCCAUUCAGUACCUUUAUGUAUUAAAAAUGAUCAGAUUAUUGUAUUAGUCCAACUGAAACUGGACUAAUAUACAUUUGUCCAACUGAAACGACACUGAAUAAAGUUUCUUGCAGCCGAACUUGUCAAAUUUUCUUCUGUGUAUGCAGCUCAGUCGAACUGAGCAUUGCCGGGAAGUAAAAAUUUAUCAAACAAUGAGCGCGGUUUAGACCUGCUCUUUUUUUUUGAAAGCAUCUUGGGAUAACAACUGUUGUGAUUUGGCACUUGAUAGAUAAAAUUUGAAUGAUAGAAAUUUUGAAAGGAAACAUCAACAGACAACAAAAGGACCUAAAGAUGGAGAUGAAGCUUUCCAAUUGUACAAAUAAAUGGCACAGAGCUGUAAACUUUCAUUGUCAUUUAAUGCAUUUUAUCAACUGUUUUGAUACAUAACAGGUCAACCAGGAGACUACAGUAAUGAGCUAAAAGGGAACAUGUCUACCCACUACAGUAGAGGUAGACAUGCUUUGAUUCAGGCCUGGUGCUUAACUGGAACAAGAACAGAAAUCCAUGUAAACGUACUGAUUGUUUUUGCACUCCCUGUGGACAGUAUCAUAGCUCCUUAUUCUGCUACUCUUGCCUGUUUAUGUGAUUCUUAUUUUGCAAUUAAAAAUUUCAUCCUGCUGUCUUUGAACCAUCAAAUAUUUGAAAUACUAAAUUUUGACAGUAGAAAAUGUCAGUAGGGGUUUUUCAUACAGCAUACUAUAAAUCAUUUUGUCUGACACCUUCCUGAUGGCAUCAGUUUUAGACACCAAUAACAGCUUUAUAGAAAUGAUCCAUUGGGUCACUGAUGGUCUUGGUAGCUUUCAUGAGCCAUAUCAGGCCAUCAGUAUUGAUUUCAGUCUGUUUUGAAGGUCAGCUAAAUACUCUUACAGAAGUUGUAAAACAUGGUCAAAAUAUAAAGAAUCAACAUACACACAGAUGCUCUCAACAUACAGUUCAAUAUAAAAUUAACACAUCUGUUUUUUGUUUUUUUAAAUGCAUCCACGCAGUCUUCUUCCCGUGACCUGAACUAUAUUCUCUCUGCUGUGUGGUCUUACUUAUCUUUUCUCAAACUCUGCUAAUGAGGAAGAAAAGCUGCACUGUCUCAUUAUUAUCUCAUUGAACUUCUGCAAGUGUGAAGGGGGGCAGGAAGUCACAGCACCAGGACACACAGUGUUAAAGAUAUGGGCAGAGGGUGCGGUGGGUGUUAGGCUUCAGACACAGCCUGUUGCCUAAAGGAAAUAAGGUCUGAAUGAAUAAAUUUAGACAGACUGAGCUUAGACAGACGCAGCUUAUCUUUAUUUAUUCAGGGUAGUUUCUCUUUUUCACUUUUUACUGGAAAUUGCCCCCGUAAAAAAAAGAACCCACCCACCCUCAUAUGUAAAUCCACUUUCAGGUUGUUUGUCUGUGUUUGUACAUUUCAGGACCUCACUGAGUCACUGCUUCAUCUGUGCUGUCAGCUUUUAGUUUAACAUGACAACAGUUAAUGCUCCUGCCAAUAAGAUGGUUUUGUCUUUGUUUGUAGUGAACCCCUGCUGUUACUACCCCUGUCAGAACUCAGGGGUGUGUGUGAGAUUUGGUUCGGAGGGCUACCAGUGUGACUGCACUCGCACUGGCUUUAGUGGAGAAAACUGCACCAUUCGUACGUAAAAAAGACAUUAUCAGACUGCACAUAAAAAUGAACGUUUUAACAUGAUGAUGGGUUUCUUUCAAGUCACAGCCUCAGUGACCUCUUAGUAUAAUAAAAGUUCAUAAAAGUUUUGGUUGGUCCCCAAAACAUUAAUUCUUUGUCCUGUCUGUGCAGCUGAGUUCUGGACCAGAGUUCGUCUCUUGCUCAAACCAAGUCCUUCUGUGGUUCACUCCUUCCUCACGCACUUUCAGUGGUUCUGGACCAUCGUCAACAACUCUUUCCUGAGAGACACCAUCAUGAGAUUAGUACUGACAGGUGGGUAAAAUGGUUAAAAGUAACCAUAUAGGAUUUUAAACCAGAUGAAUCAACUUGUGUUAAUUUGUCCUCUUGAAUGUAUGAUCAAAAUUUGCAUUUAAUUUUUCCUACAGAGUGGAAAGAGUUUUAAAGUAAUCAGCUGUGAUUCAAAGAGUCGAAGAAGUUGGAGAGUUUCGGCGAUUGCUUAAGUUAUUUUCAUGCACAAAAAGAAAUUAGACACUCAAAUACACGGACAUCAAGAUUUCCUUUGCUAGGCUACUUUCAGCUUUGUACACCUCAUCAGCAAACUCAGAAUGAGACGAAACCCAAAGUCUUUGUUAGUCGAUGAAAAGAUUAAGCUAAAUUAAGUGAAAUCUUCUGAGUGUUUUCUAACCCUGAAACUUCUUGAUUGGACACAGUUUUAAUUUCUGUUUAAACAGCAAAGAAAUGUGUUGCUUUGGAACAUCCGAAGUUGUAGUUAGUCUACAGAAGGGUAAUCCUCACACCCCAUGCUUUAAAAUAGCGUAUUAAAUCUGCAUAAACUAUGUCCCCCACAGUCAGGAGCGACCUUAUUCCGAGCCCUCCAACCUACAACACCAAAUAUGGAUACCUCAACUGGGAGUCCUACUACAACAUCUCCUACUACACUCGACUCCUCCCUCCUGUACCUGAAGACUGCCCCCUACCAAUGGGAACUAAAGGUGAGACCUACAUAUACACAACCUACACACUCCUAUGUACACCUGAGGAAAUGUUUCUUGACUUGUUUCUUUUUCUCCAGGAAAAUCCGUUCUUCCUGAUACCAAACUUUUGGCUGAAAGGUUUUUCAGGAGGAAGAAAUUCAGACCAGACCCUCAAGGAACCAACCUGAUGUUUGCCUUCAUGGCCCAACACUUCACUCACCAGUUUUUCAGGACAAACCAUGAAAUCCCAGGGGGCUUCACCAAGGCUUUAGGACACGGGGUGAGAUAAAAAGGGCAGUUUGCAGCAACAAGAAUAGCUAUUAAAAAUUGUUAAAAAAACAACAACAAAACCUGUCCCAAAAAGAGCAAAGAGUAAACACUCCCUCUCUUGACUUUUGAGUAUAUCGUAGAAUUUAGGCUAUUUAUUCACCUCCUUCCCAUCCAGGUGGAUGCAAGCAACAUCUAUGGAGACAGCCUCAUGCGGCAGCACCAACUCCGCCUUCAUAAAGAUGGAAAGCUUAAAUAUCAGGUAAUGAAAAAACAAAAAAUAACGGACUGCAGGUUUAAUAUUUUUACAUUUAAAACGAUAGUAAUACUAUCUCUUAAAGAAGCUAAGCUAACUUGCUACAAGAAAGUACUGAUAGGAAAACCUAUGCACUCUGUUCAUUUACACAUUUAGUUCAUAGAUUCAGAGAAGAAAAGUUAACUUUGUAUUCCCCUGUAUUUCUAUGACAGUUGUAGCCUGUUCUUACUUCCCUGAAUUGUAUAUUUUCACCAAAUACAGUCAGCAUCUCAAACCUUGGACAUUUUCAUAGAUUUAGCUGUUUAGUUUUUUAAGGACUUUACAAAUGUGUCAUAUUUUAUUCACAGAGCUAUUGGUUCUCAUCUGUUUUUCAUCAUUUUCAUUGAGCCAGGCUAACUUCCCCUUUUUCACAGUCUGUAUUGCAGAGCCAGGAUAAUCUACACAUUUCUUCACACAUUUGAGUCUUGCAACUAUUUUAGUAUUCAACUCUUAACAAGAAGAGAAGUUUUGUAACUGAAAGGUCUUAGUGACAAAGUUGCAUUCCUCAUGGCUUGUUUUAUAAACCUCCCUUACCGAGAAAUGAGCUCCCCUGCAAUUGUGGCUUUCAAAAUGACACUUAUCUUUAUGGUGCAGAGAAGAGUUUGAGAUAGAGAUCUUCUGACUCUGUGAUAAAGGCGCCAUCAUCUGUCUUGUCAAUCUCAGGGCCUUAAAUAACCCCUACUUCCUGUGUCACGCUAAUCUCUUCAGCACUUGUGAUACUUUUCAUGACAUAGCAGCAGCAAUGGUGGCUGAACAGAGACAAACCUUCCCCUCUCUUUGGCUUUGCUGUUAACCAGCCUUUGACAUGAUCAAGGUUUGAACAACAAGUUCCUCAAACCAUUUUUAUCUCGAAGCGACUUGUCUUGAGGACAUACUCUAUAUUUCUUCUUUCCACUUUUACUGCUUGUACAGUACAAGUCUGAGAAAACAAUUUAUGUAAAGUCUAAACUGGUCAAAACCAAGACUGUCAUAAGUGGAUACCUGCUUUUGUUUGUUCACAGGUAGUGAAAGGUGAGAUGUACCCUCCUACAGUCGCCGAGGUCCCUGUGCACAUGAUAUAUCCUGAAGGUUACCCUCCAGAGCAGCGUCUGGCCAUUGGUCAGGAGGUGUUUGGCAUCCUGCCGGGCCUCACUAUGUAUGCCACCAUAUGGCUAAGAGAGCAUAACAGAGUCUGUGACAUCCUGAAGGCAGAGCAUCCCACCUGGGACGAUGAGCAGCUCUUCCAGACCACCAGACUCAUCAUCAUUGGUAAGAACACAGGAGUCAAUAUCAAACGCCCCAAGAUACAGCUUAUGGUGGUCAUCGGGGGCAAAAUCUUACUUUACUUAGUAACACUAUCAACUCCACACUGAAGUGAUAUAUGUAAACUGACACUCAAGGGUACCCAAAAACAGACAAACCCAUUUGCCAAAAAAACAAACAGACAAAAAACAGACACCCUCGGACAUCUUAAAACAGAUCCAACUGUUCAAAAGGAAAAAAAUGAUAAAAAAAUUAAUUAAAGGGAUAAAAAAGCCAUCAAACAGCACUUUAAAAAUAGGAAGCCGUAAGGGUACAUCAACACAGAUGUAACCGUGUGCUGAACGAGAGAUAACAAAAAAAGGUCAUUCAAGGGUACCUGAAAACAGACAAAGCACUGGUUGGGAGGAAGGGUCUUAAAGCUAGAGUUAAGGGUAGCUUUAAGACAGAUGAACCUUUAACAGACAAAACCAAGGGAACAAAUCUGUCCAGAGGGUACCCUGAAACAGACUUGUCUAUAUUUAAGGUGAUCUGUCAACAAAAGAACAGACUCCUGUCUGUCAGCCUGAUAGAGAUGCUGUGAACCAGGAUGAGAAUGUUCGCCAGGCAUUGUUACAGAAAUGUGAAAGUUGGUGAGAUCUAAAAUGAAUCUGUCUCUGUGAGUUUAUGAUUUACUCUUUCAAGGAACAGUAAAGCUGAGUCAAACCAGCACUGUUGUCAGAUGGAGCAUAUGACCAACAUGUGGAGCACAUGCAAAACAGUUUUAGGUUUGAAAGUGAUUUCAGCAGAAAUACUGCUUUGUUGUUAUUUUUUUUAUCCUCCAGGGGAAAUAAUCAAGAUCAUCAUCGAAGAGUACGUGCAGCAGCUCAGCGGUUACCUGAUGAAGAUGAAGUUUGACCCCUCGCUGCUUUUCAACGCUCGUUUCCAGUACAGCAACCGCAUCGCCCUGGAGUUCUGCCAGCUCUACCACUGGCACCCUCUGAUGCCUGACAGCUUCAAAAUUGAUGGAGACGAAAUCCAAUACCCACAGUUUAUUUACAACACCUCCCUCCUCAUGCACUACGGGGUGGAAAAACUGGUGGACGCUUUCUCCAGACAGCCAGCAGGACAGGUAGAGAAGAAACAACUACAGCUUUGUUUGCAUGGUCACCGCUUAGAUGAUAAACUUGGGAAAAGUGUGGAAAGAGACAAAGUACAUUAGAACCUGUCCUGAUGCGAACUUAGUGAUACUUACUGAAGUUGUUUUCACUACAUCAAAAGGUCACAAAUAAGUCAGUUCAAGCUUUUUUUCUCUCUUUUUCUACUUUAGUACAAUCACACCUUUCAUAUUUAUAUAUUUUAGACCUAGACAGCUAGAGGAAAUAAUACCAGGAGACUGUUUUGCAUGACUACUGUCAUUUCUCACUGAUUCUCUGCUCAGUGAUAUCAGACAGAUCAAAUAACAGACAGGAUUUCUCAAAGAGACCACAGAGAUGUUGCAACGUUUGACAAGACAUGUACUCAGAACCACCAAACCACUGAGUGUCUUGAGUCAUCACCCUUAAAACAGACUUCCCCUCAUAAUCACUUCCUCCCAUCAAAUAAGAUUGUAUUUCCACGUAUUGCUCUGCAGCAUCAUUUGCAAUGUUUGGUGUUUUUUAUUAGCUUUAAUUAGAAAUGCUGAUCACUGCGUGUUGCUCUGUAUCUAAUUUUUUUCCAUCUGUUUGAUUGUAUCGCUUACUAGUACUGGUGAAUAAAAUCAAGUUUUGGUCUGUGUCACAGAUUGGAGGAGGUAAAAACUCUCAUGAAGUUGUGCUCAGAGUGGCAGAAAUGGUCAUCAGAGAGUCCAGAGCAGCACGUGUGCGGCCUUUUAAUGAAUACAGGAAGAAGUUUAACCUGAAGCCAUUCACCUCUUUCUACGAGCUCACUGGUAAGCGUGAUAACGCUCUUAAUAAUCUCAGACACUUUCUCGCCUUUCUUUCAAAGUGAAUUUCCUCAUAUCAUUGGAAUAAAAUCCACAACCAAGCCUGACUCAAGCCGAGUUUCCACCAAACGCUUUUGGUUCAGUUUAAUUAAGGCAUAGUACUCUAUUAUUUGGGAAACCUGGGAAAGGAACCAAAAUUUUGAGGACUAAGUGCAUCUUUCUUAUUCUAAACGUGGAGCAAGAUACACUGCAAUCUGUUGAUUGAGAGGGAGGAGGGAUGUUUUUUGAUCAGUAUCUUAAUGACAGGAACAUACCACUAGUCCCUGUGGGUCUUGUUCUCACUUAACAUCUUUUAUAAGCAACUUAAAAUAAAGUACAUUAUUCUAUGAGAGUAUAUUGUGAUUUUGAUGGCUUGAUCACUAUAGCAAACUUUAUAACAGUAGGUCAUUAUCUAUAUUUUCUCUUAUACAGAUUGAGUUAAGUAUUUAUUUUCUGCUGCAGACAACACAAUGUGAAAUCAACAUCUUUGAGCACCUGGAGAAGUUAGGUGCUUUGAGGGGAACUAGAGUUUGAGAAGUCUGUGGUUCAGUGUAGCAACCUUUUCAUCGAACUUCAAGUGAAGAUUGGAAAAAACAAAACAAACAAAAAAAACAGAAAUUGUUAAUUCACAACCACUUGUGUACCUCUGUGAGUGUGAGCCUGUAUUUUGCAUCAUGUUUUGGUGACAUGUUUGGCUUGCAUGUUGAUAUGUAUAUCAUGUACACCAUGUUUCUUAAGUUUGCUGGUGUAUCGUAAGUGUGGAGUGAGUGAAUGACUUUUGUAGAAGUUUAACUGAUACUGAUUCUGACGCUGAUGUUGGCGUUUAAAAUAAAGGUAAGUGUAACAGGCUCAAGUAAAUGUGAGCAGACAUAAUAGUCUUGUGAGGCCAGAGAAACAAUGACGCGGUCAAAGUAAAAUGCUUUCCUUAUUUACGUUUUGUUGUUUUCCCCAGAGAUGUGCACACAUCAACAUUUUUCAUCCAAUUACUUAAAUUAAAAGCUCAUUUUGUUCUUUAGGCACAAUGUACAUAAAACCACAUUAUCGCACUAACAUGAUGUCCCAGCGUAGAAGAAGACAUUUAUAGGUAGAUGCAAAUGACAUCUGUAGUCAGUGUGCUAAAGUGACAGCAAAGGUUGUUAAACAUAAAAAGUUGAUUUUUUUUACAAACAAAACUAUCAAAAAUGCUUCACAAAUUAAACUGACCACGAUCUCUGAAGUUCUGAACAUAACAUUUAAUGUAAGUAGUCAUUGACUUCACAGUACUCAGUAACCUUUGAAACGCAGACAUCACAGACUUUUUUAAGUCCAGUUACUAAUCUGAGACAUUGCUGCUGUUCAUAUUGUCAAUCCAGCCAGAGUAGCUGCUGCCACCUAGUGUCUAAGGUGUUGUACUAUGAAAGCUUUGGAGGACAAAGUUAAUGUUUUUCUCAGCUGCUUUGGUGCAUUUCUCCCAUCACAAUUAAUAUUUGCACAACAGUUAGCGUAUUUCUCUAAACAAUUAGUUGACCUAGUUGAAAACCUGCAAAAGUGCAUCACUCGCUCAAAAAGGAUAGUCCGUUCCUCAAAAUCAAGUAUUCAUGUCAAUCAAAGUAUCAGUGUCAUCAAAAGAAAAGUCCCAACACUGUCAUUUAUGAACAGGACAGUCAAAUGGCUUUGUCAUGUUUUCAUUAUGACUGUUUACUCUGAGUGUUUUCAAAUGCAAAAAGAGUCCGAUCUUGGUGACACUACCUGAAAAUGCUCGAAGCAGCACUAUACACUACUUGCACAGCAUUUGAAAACUACAGUAAAGUUACACAUGACUGUAUUCAGUGAGGUAACUCUAAUACAGCACUUUAUUUCUCUCUCAACCUGAUGGCAUUGUUUGCAAUCACCAUUGCACAAAUGACUUCCUCUUGUUGUUGAGUAAAAAGUGGCCCUCUUCCACCUCUGUGAGGCUGCCUCGCAAUACUGUGUGGUGCAGAGUAAAAUUACAGUAAACCUGAGAUAUACUGCAUUAACCUGUAUUACUGUAGAGUACAAUAGCAGUGCUUCCCAAUUGUAAAAUGCUGCAGUACAGUACCAUACUGUAAAAAUGGCGAAUCUUUACUGUUACAAGACUGUACACUACAAUAAAGUAAAUCUUUGCUGCAGUAAAGCUGUAAGUCUAAAUGUAAAAUGUUAAAAGUGACAAGUUCUUGUCCCUCUGUGAGCUUCAUGUAUAACACAAUGACAGAUUGAUAGAUUGAUAGACACACCUGUUCUCCGGAUGAAAUGUUUGAAUAAUUGGAUGAACAGUGUUUCUCCCAACAUUUGGCUGCACUUUCUCAGGUAAACGCUGAGGUUAACCUGAGAGAAAUUGUUUAUUUUAGGAGAAAUUUGCAGGAAAAAAAGAUAAAGAAAUGUUGAAAAUGUUGCUUGACGGAUUUUGAGAACUUGUUGUUUUUGUAUGUAAUGACUCAAGCAAUGAAACGAGGACUAUUAGUUUUACAGGGAAUGACUAUUCAGCGUUCAUAAGUAUAGCUCAUUUUGACUAACAUUCAAUCAAACGAAAACUGCAGCUUCAUGUUUUAUAAGUAUCACAUCGAGGAUCACCAAAGUCAGAGAAUCAAUGAUUGUCUGUACAAAAUUGAAGUUAUUGAGAAUCUUCAAAUUUUUGGUUAAUUUUUGCUUCUGCCUCAAAGGUAGACUGGUGUUGAAUAGGCUUGAGAUAAUUUGUGAGUGAAAGAUAUUUAGCAAACUUUAGAGGGGUAAAAGGAAACUUGAGAUGUAACUAGAAAAUGCAAUUUCUGAAGAAAUUGCGAGUGGGAUUGCUUCAGUUGAAAUUGCUAUCGCUAUGCUGCUAUUGCGAGUGGCUGAAUUUUAAAAUAUGUGAAAGGUCAAAAGGUAUGAAGUAUCAGGAAGAUUUGAAUCAAUUGGAAUAAACUCAAUUGAAUGAAUUGAAUUAUGCAUGAAUAAUAAUUUUAAAAUUUCAACGUUUGAAAAUUAAAAUGAUUAAAAACCCUGAAGUAUGGGAAAGGCUUGAAGAAUCAUUAAGGUUUGAAUCAGUUUAAAUGAGCUGUAAUUUGUUUGAAAGAAAUGAAUAAUGCAUUAAGAGUAAGAAAAUUUUAUAACUGGAAAAUUAAAAGGUUACAAAUCUGGAAGAAAAAGAGGUUUGAAGACUCAAAACAGUUUAAAUCAGUUUGAAGGAGUUUACAUUAGUCUGAAGAAUUAAAUAAUGCAUUUUCAAUGAAUGAUUGAAAAAUGGGGACAAUGUAAAUGAAUAAAAAUCCUGAUUAGACCCCAUAAGCUUUUAAAUGUCACCCCCAGUACUCUGUGUACUGAGCCUGGCUUCAUGUGUCUCAUAUGGCUGUUAGAAGCAGCUUUCCAGCCAGCUGUGUGUCUCCAGGUGCUCCCUUUGGUUGCCAUGGUGACGAUAGAUGCUUAACAACAGCAGGAGAAAGGAGGCUUGAGGCUGAGAACGUAAUGCCCAAACAACGUCAUAUUUCUCAUCCUCUGUAACUGCUAUCUUCAUGAUCAGAAGCUUGUGAGUACCACAAGGCCCGGCUGAACACGUUGAUACAACUUCUGUGUUUGUGGAGCCAAAAAUGCCUUCACUACGACAAGUUAAAAACAUGUCCAGUUUGUGUUUCCUCUGAAAAUUCUCCUCUCAGGUUUACAUUGGAGUCAAUGGAGAAAUCUGGGGGAUGUCUGUGGCAGUUGGUGUCUGCCCAGGCCACUGUGUGUGUCCUAUGGCUUUGAUUUUUGACAUGAAGAGUGACAGCAAGUUUUGCCAUCACUGUACCAAUUUUUAUCUGUGUAGAGCCAAGUGAGUUGCCACAAUCCUUUUGUAAAGACAAAGUUUUGAGGAUCAAUUUUCAGCCUGUCUCACUCUAGCUGUGAGGUCACCCACUCUAGCUGCCAACAUUCCGUGCAAUACACACUAAUGUUAAAACCUGAACCGGUCAGAAAAUCCUGUGAAUUUUUGAACUGUCACUGUGAGAAAAGUAUGAAUGCCAUGAAGAUGAUGAAUGAAUGAGUGAAUGUCUGAAGAUGUGUGAAUAUUUUAAAGUUUGAAUGAAGUUUCUAGGUGAAAGUAUGAAUGAAUGAGAAAAGGUUGAAGUUGACUACGUCUGAAGCCCUUUUCCCAUUGAAUCCCAUUAUAACGAAGUUUUAAACUAAUCUUAAUAUUUUGAAAAGUACAAAUGGGAUUAAAAAUGUUGAAGAUGUGGAAUAAUGCUGAAGAAUUUGUGAAUAUUUUGGUUUUUGAAUGAAGUUUCUACGUGGAAGUAUAGAGGAGUUGAAGGCUUUUGAAGUUGUGUGAAGAAAAUGUGAGAAAAGGGACAAUUUGAACAUUCCGUAAUGCAUUUCCAAUGGGAGAAAUCGGUCGGAAAACCUGGAAUAUCUCGGAAAGUAUGAAUGUUAGGAAAUUUUUGAAUACAAGCCGGAAUCUCCUGAAUGAGAUGAAUCUUUUGAAGUUUGAAUGGUUUGAAUAUGUUGAAGUAUGUGGAAGGAGUAGCGGUCCAAAAAACGGUGGAAUAAUAAUAAUAAUAAAGAUAUGAAUAACAUAUAGUGGGAAUGCUUCGCAAUCCCACUCAAUUAAUGCGAGAUAUAUCUGUAAUGCCUAGAUGUUACCUUCUUUGUUAUCCUGUUUUGUUAAAUACUAGAUUUUUAUUGGUCAAAACCGCUUCAUAACUGAUUGAUUGUGAACAGCAAAAGUGACCCCUCCGCCUCACCCUGUUAGGGUUACACUCUCAUGAUAAUACAUUGUAAUUUUUAUAACAACCCUCUGUUUUUUUCUCCUCCCACAGGUGACACUGAAAUGGCCAGAGAUCUAGAGGAGCUGUACGGUGACAUAGAUGCUGUUGAGUUCUACAUCGGUGUCCUGCUGGAGAAAACCCGUUCAACUGCUAUUUUUGGUGAGAGUAUGGUGGAGAUGGGUGCUCCCUUCUCCUUGAAAGGCCUGAUGGGAAACCCCAUCUGCUCCCCCGAGUACUGGAAGCCCAGCACAUUUGGAGGAGAGACGGGUUUCAACAUCGUCACAACGGCUACUCUGAAGAAACUGGUGUGUCUUAACACCAAGUGGUGUCCGUAUGUGGACUUCCAUAUUCCAAGAGAUGAGGAGGAGGCAAAACCAAGAUAUCCAUCUGGCGAACUUUAA